This is a messenger RNA of Aspergillus fijiensis CBS 313.89, 954 nucleotides long. Its product is annotated as putative short chain dehydrogenase/oxidoreductase. Gene Ontology annotation, cellular component: intracellular anatomical structure. Gene Ontology annotation, molecular function: oxidoreductase activity, acting on NAD(P)H, oxygen as acceptor. NCBI's taxonomy places the organism in Eukaryota, Fungi, Ascomycota, Eurotiomycetes, Eurotiales, Aspergillaceae. The transcript is spliced from 2 exons. Bases 1 to 954 code for a protein of 317 amino acids. The record is from RefSeq and is a predicted model, not a curated record.
AUGCGCUUCACAUUGUGUCGGUCGCUUCCGACAUUGCCUCGACGAGCAGGCUUCUGUAUCCCGUCUUCAAUCCUCCGAGCCUCGUAUUCCACGAGUUCGACUCCCCAUGGCGCGCAUCACAUCCAGACACGUGAGUCGAAAUUGAAUCCCGAGCACAAGGACGGGCGUCGAUUCCGCGAGUUCGAUCUCGAAGACCGGGUGUUCGCCGUCACCGGAGGCGGCCGCGGACUCGGACUGGCGAUGGCCGAAGCUCUCAUGGAAGCCGGCGCAAAGGUGCACUGCCUCGACCGCCUAGAGAACCCGCACCCGGACUUCCUGGCGGCGCAAGACCACGCGGCGAGCACCUACGGCGGCGCGCUGCACUACCACCGGGUGGACGUGCGGGACGCCGAGGAAGUGAACGCGCUCUUCGCGACGAUCGCGGCGCAGGACCAGCGGCUGGACGGGCUGUUGGCCGCCGCGGGGAUCAACCACCUGCAGGCGGCACUGGAGCACUCCCCGGCGGCGCUGCAGGAGGUCAUGUCCAUCAACUACAACGGGGUGUUCCACGCGGCGACGGCGGCGGCGCGCCAGAUGUUCGCCUACCAGCAGAAGGGCUCGAUCCUGCUGGUGGCCAGCAUGAGCGGCCUGAUCGCCAACAAGGGCAUGACCUCGCCCGUGUACAACUCGUCCAAGGCCGCCGUCAUCCAGCUGGCCCGCUCCCUCGCCAUGGAAUGGGGCCGCCACGGCGUCCGCGUCAACAGCCUCUGCCCCGGCCACAUCCUCACCCCGAUGGUCGAGCAGGUCUUCCACCAGAACCCCGCCGCCCGCGCCGUCUGGGAGGCCGAGAAUAUGCUCGGCCGCUUGGCCACCCCCGAGGAGUUCCGCGGCGCCGCGCUGUUCGCGUUGAGUGAUGCUAGUAGCUUUAUGACGGGGAGCACGUUGGUCAUCGAUGGGGGCCAUACGGCUUGGUAG